Molecule: messenger RNA, 5337 nt
Organism: Nothobranchius furzeri (turquoise killifish)
Lineage: Eukaryota; Metazoa; Chordata; Actinopteri; Cyprinodontiformes; Nothobranchiidae
Gene: grik2
Product: glutamate receptor, ionotropic, kainate 2
Biological process (GO): synaptic transmission, glutamatergic; modulation of chemical synaptic transmission; monoatomic ion transport
Cellular component (GO): presynaptic membrane; postsynaptic density membrane; kainate selective glutamate receptor complex
Molecular function (GO): kainate selective glutamate receptor activity; transmitter-gated monoatomic ion channel activity involved in regulation of postsynaptic membrane potential
Source: RefSeq, a predicted model, not a curated record
GGUUCCCGUGGUCCCGGACCGGGUUUGUGUGAAAACUGAAAUCUAACAGGUUUAGAAGACAGCUGUUCGUCAGACUGACCGGUAGAACCGGAACCCGCCCCAAGCUCACGCUCCACCGACUCUGAUCAAACUAACAACCUUUUACAAUUCAGACUCUUUUUAUGAGGUGCGUUUUAGAGGCACUCCGCCACCGAGAGGAGGAAAGCUGAGAGAACCGGAGAACGGCGGCUGAGAGAGGGAGGGAGGGGAGGACGGAGACAUGGGAGAGGUUUGACAGUUCGGGCUGGAGAUCCAGAUCAAAGGGCGCAGUGUGACCAGCUAUAGAGAAGAACCAGACCCGUUCUGUGAACUCCCGUUGCUCUAGUGUUGACUCCACGUCAGCUCGGUGUGCGGCAGACCCCAACGGAACAGAACGGACCGCACCGGACCGCACCGGACCGGACCCGGGAGCGCAUUCUCAUCUUCCCGUGUCUCUGCUCUUUUCCAGUUGGUGGACAUGUUCCAGUCCUGCUCUUUCUAACAUGGACGCCCCUCUGGCUGAGUCCGAAGGCUGCUUUCUGUUGGCGCAGUGAGUUGCACGUGCUGGGCUCUGAUGGACGUGAGACCGCCGUUCCUCCACCCGGUGCAGACCAUGCCGUGAUCUCGUUGCUGUCCGAGAGCGCAUGUUCAACACGUUAGUGAGCAGCUCUGUGGGAUCUACAGGUCCAGAGAUUAGAGGUUCCGUGCAGCACAACAUGAAGAGGAUCUACCUACUGCUGUUUAACAGGAGCUUGAGGUGGAGCACCAGGCUGCUGCUGAUGCUGCAUCUGCUGGGAUCUUCUCACGGGAUGCCUCACGUCCUGAGAUUCGGAGGGAUAUUCGAAUCCAUUGAAAGUGGUCCAUCCGGUGCUGAAGAACUGGCCUUUAAAUUUGCUUUGAACACAAUCAACAGAAACCGAACCCUACUGCCAAACACCACUCUCACCUACGACAUCCAAAGGGUAAACAUCUACGACAGCUUUGAAGCUUCCAGGAAAGCUUGUGACCAGCUUUCUCUUGGUGUGGCAGCCAUCUUUGGCCCCUCUCACAGUUCCUCUGCCAAUGCUGUUCAGUCCAUUUGCAAUGCCCUGGGUGUCCCUCACAUUCAGACCAAGUGGAAGCACCAAGUAUCAGACAACAGAGACAUCUUCUACGUAAGCCUCUAUCCGGACUUCUCCUCCCUCAGCCGGGCUAUCCUAGACCUCGUCCACUUCUUCAAGUGGAAGACGGUGACGGUAGUUUAUGAUGACAGCACUGGCCUGAUUCGGUUGCAGGAGCUCAUAAAAGCACCAUCUCGAUACAAUAUUCGCUUAAAAAUCCGGCAGCUGCCUGCAGAGACCAAGGAUUCCAAGCCCCUUUUAAAGGAGAUGAAGAGGGGGAAAGAGUUUCAUAUCAUCUUCGACUGUGGACAUGAGAUGGCUGCUGGGAUUCUCAAACAGGCUCUGGCCAUGGGGAUGAUGACGGAGUACUAUCACUACAUUUUCACCACACUGGAUCUGUUUGCGCUGGAUGUGGAGCCUUACCGAUACAGUGGUGUGAACAUGACAGGCUUCAGGAUUCUCAACACCGAGAACAGCCAGGUUGCAUCUAUCAUUGAGAAAUGGUCCAUGGAGAGGCUGCAGGCCCCACCAAAGCCUGACUCUGGUCUACUGGAUGGCUUCAUGACUACGGACGCCGCUCUAAUGUACGAUGCUGUGCACGUGGUGGCCGUGGCUGUGCAGCAGUCUCAGCAGAUCACCGUCAGCUCAUUACAGUGUAAUCGACACAAACCCUGGCGCUUCGGGAACCGGUUCAUGGCCCUCAUCAAAGAGGCUCACUGGGACGGCCUGACAGGAAGAAUCUCCUUCAACAGGACAAACGGCCUGAGAACAGACUUUGACCUCGAUGUUAUCAGUCUGAAGGAGGAGGGACUGGAGAAGAUUGGAACCUGGGAUCCAGUGAGUGGCCUCAACAUGACGGACAACCAGAAGGAGAAGAUGACCAACGUCUCCGACUCUCUGUCCAAUCGAUCUCUGAUCGUCUCCACGCUACUGGAAGAGCCAUACGUGAUGUUCAAGAAGUCUGACACCCCACUGUACGGGAAUGAUCGCUUUGAAGGCUACUGCAUAGACCUGCUGAGAGAGCUGGCCAACAUCCUGGGCUUCACCUACAAGGUCUGCCUGGUGGAGGACGGAAAAUAUGGAGCACAGGAUGAGAACACUGGACAGUGGAACGGCAUGGUCAAGGAGCUGAUGGACCACAGAGCUGACCUGGCUGUGGCUCCCCUCGCCAUCACGUAUGUUCGUGAGAAGGUUAUUGACUUCUCCAAGCCCUUCAUGACGCUGGGUAUAAGUAUACUGUACCGCAAGCCCAACGGGACCAACCCUGGGGUCUUCUCCUUCCUCAACCCCCUGUCGCCUGAUAUCUGGAUGUAUAUUCUGCUGGCUUACUUGGGUGUCAGUUGUGUGCUAUUUGUCAUAGCCAGGUUUAGUCCGUAUGAGUGGUAUAACCCCCAUCCUUGCAACCCAGACUUGGAUCUAGUGGAAAACAAUUUCACCCUGCUUAAUAGUUUCUGGUUCGGAGUUGGAGCUCUCAUGCAGCAAGGAUCUGAGCUCAUGCCUAAAGCUCUCUCCACCAGAAUUGUGGGAGGAAUCUGGUGGUUUUUCACUCUUAUCAUCAUCUCCUCAUACACGGCUAACUUGGCUGCCUUCCUCACUGUGGAGAGGAUGGAGUCACCCAUCGACUCUGCUGAUGAUCUGGCCAAGCAGACCAGAAUAGAAUAUGGAGUGGUAGAAGAUGGCUCCACUAUGACUUUCUUUAAGAAAACAAAGAUAUCUACCUACGAUAAGAUGUGGGAGUUCAUGAGCAGUCGGAGGCACUCAGUGAUGGUAAAGAACAUUGAUGAAGGCAUUCACCGUGUGCUCACCUCAGACUACGCGUUCCUCAUGGAGUCCACCACCAUUGAGUUUGUAACACAGCGUAACUGCAACCUUACACAGAUCGGAGGCCUUAUUGACUCUAAAGCCUACGGUGUUGGAACACCAAUGGGCUCUCCAUACAGAGACAAGAUCACUAUUGCCAUCCUGCAAUUGCAAGAAGAAGGGAAGCUUCACAUGAUGAAGGAAAAGUGGUGGAGAGGAAAUGGCUGUCCAGAGGAGGAGAGUAAAGAGGCCAGUGCCCUCGGCGUGCAGAAUAUCGGGGGGAUCUUCAUCGUUCUGGCAGCUGGACUUGUUCUGUCAGUUUUUGUGGCAGUGGGAGAGUUCCUAUACAAGUCCAAACAGAAUGCACAACUAGAAAAGGCCCAAUGGCGACAACGAGAUAAGAAACAGGUCCUUCUGCAGCACCAUGGUAAACGAACUGAGGGUUUCCCUCAAGUGCCAGCGGCGGCUCAAACACAAACCCCAGCCACCUGUCAUGGUGAAAACAGAGGAAGUCAUCAACAUGCAUACCUUCAACGACCGAAGACUGCCCGGGAAAGAGACCAUGGCUUAAAGCGGGAGCCUCCAUCACUUUCUCACCUCCUUUCAUGUACAGAAGGGGUGUGCAAAGACACUAGGGGACAGGGUGUGGGUAAAUGGUAGAUGGGGUAAUAAGUUGUAGGUGUUGGCAGUUGUAGAGUUGGAUUGCUUUGCAGUACAGCUGAAAUGUCAUUCCUCUGUCUUUAAAAUUAGCUGGUGAUAUGAGAGUCAACCAUAUUUCCUGUGGAAAUACCUUGAAUCUGGAAGAAAUUUCAGCAAGUUACCUCAUUAUUUUACAACCCUGGCAGCCAACUACAGGUGCCAAGGUUUUCAAAACUUCAAACUUGAAGAGAUGCAGUCUUGAAAUCAAUUUAAAGUGGAGAAAAAAAUAUGUUGGCUUUUAAAAAAUGUGAAAAGGAAUCCUUAUGAUCCUAUAAUCAGGCUGCUCACUUGCCACCCAGAGGGUGAUCAAGUCUCUCAGAGGCAGAGAACAGAGGUGAUACAUGGGUGAACAUAGAGAAAGAGUUCUGCAACGUUUGUGAACGGAACAACCAAAUGUGCGUCUGGCUAAUUCAUAAGAUGAUGGUAAGCAGUGCUCCCAGUUACACAGAUAGGAAUUGCUGAGUGAAAUGUGACAUGUAAUGGACACACUGCAUAUCAUCCAUCAGGCAAUAAGUAGUUUUAUUUGUGUUUCAGAGUACUUACACUUUUUGUCUUAAUUAAAGAUCGGCUGGUUUUAGAAGCUAUAUGGUACUUUUAAAACAGGGAAUGCAAAAGUAGGGGCAAUAUGUAGUGGGUAUAAGUAGAAUAAAGUAUGCAGAGUUUUUGGAAGUCCACUCAUUUUCGAUGCUUUCACACAGGUAAUGGCAGUCAUCGUGGUUGACUGUCACAGCAGUUUUCUCUCUCAGAAGCAUCCCCUACAGGCUGCUGCAAACAGUUCAGUCUCAUCUCAGUGAUGAACAGAGGAAACACACCACUGCCUUCAUAGAGUAGACCACUACAGCAUCCAGUCUGGUGUCUGAAGAAAGAAAGCUGUUCCUGUCAAAGCCCUCCUUGGGUAGUCAUACUGACUCUACUUUAGGUUGUUGCAAUGGUUACACAGAGCCCAGCUACAGCACAGAACCAAGUGCAACCUUCAGACCGGCAUCCUGUAGCGGUCUGAAAACACUGUGCAUGUCAGGCAGAACAAACCUGGUAAUGAUCGGGCACAGCUCACAAACUCACAUGGACUAUUUAUUCAAAGUAUUUAUUGCUUUAUUUAUGGGGCGUUCUAAUUGUUUGGACUGAAUUCUCACCAUUGCAGCUCUGCGUGGGCAUACAUACUUGAUUUGUUUGUUUGAGGAGUGUCAAGUCUGCUUUAGUUUUAUACUUCUAAGGCUUUUUUCUUUAGCAGUAAAGUGUCACAUUUACUUGUGCAAAUGUGAUUUCUAAAUGAAGUGUUUUUGUACAAAGUGAAUUAAACUUUUAUAAUAAUUUUUAAUCCUCACAAAACACAAUAUCAAUGGCUGGAAAGGGCACUACUCCAAACCGUUCUGAACAUCCUGCAAAUGCACAUCAGUCAAUUCUCUGUUCUCCAACAGAAACGGAAACUAUUUUUAUCACAUAAAGAAAUAAUAACUAAAGAAAGAUAUUUUUACUUUAGAGGGAUGAAAACUAAUGAUGACUCUGGUUAGAGCUCACAUAUAGUGUACAGACACAAAGGUGCAACACUGACUACUGAUACUGCAAGAACCCAGUGCUGUGCAAAUGUUCCAAAGGAAAGGAUACAUUUAAAAAAACAUGAAGGUCAGUUAUUUCAUUUCUAACUUUUUUAAAAUAAAAUGCAGCCACAGUUUACCAUUUACAAUUGAUGCACAAAUUUAAAUAAACUGAAAUAAAACAA